Thlaspi arvense is the source of this 1398-nucleotide messenger RNA. NCBI's taxonomy places the organism in Eukaryota, Viridiplantae, Streptophyta, Magnoliopsida, Brassicales, Brassicaceae. The record is from the annotation of a GenBank genome assembly.
AUGGUAGUGAGUACGGCGUUGAGAAUAUAUCGAUACCCCGAGCCCGUGAAUCCUCUUCCGAGGGAAAUUCACGCCCCUUAUAGAGUUCCCAGAUUUGGGUUUCAAGAAAGUUUGAAUCGAGAGUCCAGAUUGAGAAGAGUUGGGUUUUGGCGGGAGGCUUUAGGUGAGAAUCGCACGUCUGAGGCGCUGCGUUGUUGUACGAAGAAGGGUAAGGAAGUGAUUUAUGUUGAUGAUGACGAACAAACUGAUAAGGACAAUGUUACGGAUGAUUCAAGCAUUAAGGAGGCUGAAUUUGUGGAAGACCGCCACAAAGGGGAAUUGGUGGUUUUGGACAAGAGGUUGCAGGAGAAGCUCGAACAGAAAAACUUUCAGCCAUCUUCAUCCUCAGCGGUUUCUGUUAUGACAGAUGCAAAUCUUAAAGUGGAUGGUUCAGGCACAACGGUUAGCUCGCUUUUACCAAACCGGGAUGCGGAAGCCUUGGGCUUGCCAACACACAAGAGGCUGCUAGCGACUGCGGAGCGGCGGAAUACCAAGUUGAGCAGUUUGGGUUUUCAAAUUUCAUUACUCGAGAGGCUACGCGCUAGAUUUCAACUGUUGCGCCCUGCCAAGAAACCGGAAGAGGAGGAUGCUCUUCAAGAUGUGCUCCGUGAACCUUUUGUUCCGCUUGCAGAGGAAGAAGAGGUUGAGGUUUCUAAGGCCUUAUCCAAUUCCAGUAGGAGGAAGGUUUUGGUCAGUCAUGAGAAUUCUAACAUCGAAAUUACUGGAGAAAUUUUACAAUGUUUGAGACCUCGUGAAUGGUUGAAUGAUGAGAAGAUGGAUUCAUGUGUUGGUAGGGAAGUGAUAAAUGUUUAUCUUGAAUUGCUGAAAGAGAGGGAAAAGAGAGAACCAAAAAAGUUCUUGAAGUGUCAUUUCUUCAACACAUUCUUUUAUAAGAAGAGCAAACAAUACAAAAAUGAGUUCAAAAAACCAGUGGCAACAGGCUUUAGACUUUUGGCUACCCAGUUGACUGGUGGGGGGAGCGGUUAUCAUUUUAAAGCGAUAUUUGUGCCAAUUCACCAAGAGAUACACUGGUGCUUAGCAGUCAUAAACAAGAAGGAUCAGAAGUUUCAAUAUCUUGAUUCACUCAGAGGUGUUGAUGCUCAAGUGCUAAGAGCCCUGGCUAGGUACUUUGUGGAUGAGGUGAAGGACAAGAGUGGUGUAGACAUUGAUGUUAGUUCUUGGAAGGUAGAAUAUGUUGAGGACCUUCCUGAACAGGAAAAUCGAUGGGAUUGUGGCAUGUUCAUGAUCAAGUAUGCUGACUUUUACAGCAGGGAUGUGGGACUCUGUUUCAACCAGGAACAUAUGCCUUAUUUUCGGCGCAGGACUGUCAAGGAGAUUUUGAGACUAAAAGCCGAGUGA